UGCCCAUUGACACGGCGUCGCCAUUUGCAUGCGCCGCGAAGCUCGGACGUCAUCUCUACAGCGCAUGACUUCACGCGACGACUGUAUCAGACACCAUUCACAUUGACCACAGUCUACACUGCUUCGAUAAAACUGCUGUCGCGUGUCUGUUGGAAGGAGGAUAUCCUGCAAGACUCGACUUGGCCUUUUUGUCACGAUCAGAUCCGUCGCCCAACCGCUACAAUAUUUGCGACUGGUUCGCGGUCGUGAAAGGUCUCGACCGCUACCAUGCCGGACCACAAACGAACGGUCAAGCUGGUCACCCGCCAGCGCAUCAUCGAUGACCCGCCGGAGGUUGAGGGUUUCCCCAUGCGCCAAUGGGACAUCAAUAUCCACAUCGUGGGCCCAGACGGCGACGAACUGCCAGCCAAUUGCUUCGAGAAAGCCACAUACCUAUUGCACGAGAGUUUCGGGAAAAGAGCUAAGCAGGUUUUCAAGGAGGCGCCAUUCACAAUCUCGGAGAAAGGAUGGGGAGAAUUCGAUAUGAACAUCGUCCUCACACCUAUUGGUGCUCCCAAGGGUGGCGAGCAGACCAUCCAGCACGAUCUCAACUUCCAACAGGGCAGAUACGAGAGCACUCACAAUGUGACCUUUCGCAACCCCAAAGGCGAGCUCCUCGAGCGCCUGAAAGAAUCCGGAUCCGUCGGCGAAGCCAAUGGCCCAGGUUCGAGCAAGCCGGAGAAGAAGCGCCAGAAGGCCAACCGCAAUGUCGAUAUGGAGAAGCUCGCCGAGGCAUUGCCACAACUGGCCGACGACGAUCUGCUACAAGUCGUGCAGAUGGUCCACGACAAUAAGACGGACGAAACAUACACUAAGAACGAUGUCGAAAACGGGGAAUUCCAUGUCGAUCUCUACACCUUACCCGACCAAUUGAUCAAGAUGCUCUGGGAUUUCACCGAGAAGCGCGUCGAGAUGUCCUCGCUCGCAUAGUCCGCGACCCGCAUCAAGGUGGAGAAG
Molecule: messenger RNA, 996 nt
Organism: Dissoconium aciculare CBS 342.82
Lineage: Eukaryota; Fungi; Ascomycota; Dothideomycetes; Mycosphaerellales; Dissoconiaceae
Product: SAS complex, SAS5 subunit/transcription initiation factor IID, subunit 14
Exons: 6
Coding region: 268-969 (233 amino acids)
Biological process (GO): regulation of transcription by RNA polymerase II; chromatin remodeling
Cellular component (GO): NuA4 histone acetyltransferase complex; Swr1 complex
Molecular function (GO): histone binding
Source: RefSeq, a predicted model, not a curated record